GUGUCGGCGCUUCGGGUGUCAGGCAGCGCCAUUGGGCGGAGAACCUGCGCGCUCGGGUUCCCUCCUUUCUUCCUGCCCACCUCGGCUGGCCCUGUGGCUGGAGGCGGCUGAGCUGGGGCUGCCAGCCCGUUUCUCUUGCUCGCCCCUCUGCUCCUAACCGAGUCAUUAAGACUUAAGGGCGCCGUCGCCACCACCGCAGUCCCGAGAUGUUUGACAAGACGCGGCUCCCUUAUCUGGUGCUGGACGUGGUCUGCGUGGUCCUAGCUGGCUUACCCCUUGCUGUUCUAAACUUGGCAAAAAUAAAGCCGUAUCAGAGGGGCUUUUUCUGUAAUGAUGACAGCAUCAGCUACCCGUUCCAUGACAGUACCAUCACAUCUACUGUCCUCUACACAGUGGGGUUCACUGUGCCCAUUUGCUCUAUAAUCAUAGGAGAGGCCCUUUCAGUAUAUCACAACUGUUUGCACUCUAAUUCAUUUGUGAGAAAUAGCUACGUUGCUACUAUUUACAAGGCUCUGGGAACAUUCCUUUUUGGUGCAGCUGUUAGCCAAUCUUUGACAGACAUUGCCAAAUAUUCAAUAGGUAGACUGAGGCCUCACUUUCUGGACAUAUGUAAACCAGAUUGGCGUCGUAUCAACUGCAGUGAUGGUUACAUUGAAAACCUCAGAUGCCUUGGAGACAAAGUAAAGGUUAGCGAAGGAAGACUGUCAUUUUAUUCUGGACAUUCAUCAUUCUCCAUGUAUUGCAUGCUGUUUCUAGCACUUUAUCUUCAGGCCAGAAUGAAAGGUGACUGGGCAAGACUUUUGCGUCCUACAGUCCAGUUUGGACUUAUUGCUGCAUCCAUUUAUGUGGGCCUCUCCCGUGUUUCUGAUUACAAACAUCACUGGAGCGACGUGUUGACUGGACUCAUCCAGGGAGCACUGAUAGCAACCCUUAUCGUUGUAUAUGUCUCAGAUUUCUUCAAAGAGAGAGGCCGUACAUUUAAACAGAAGGAGGAAGAAGAUUCACAUACAACUCUACAUGAGACACCUACCAACGGAAAUCACUAUGGCAGUAAUCACCAGCCAUGAUAUGUUCAAGAGCUAUUAUCCUGUGGAAUCUCCUCCUAUUUAACAGGAAAAUUUCACAAAUAUUUCUGGUCUAUGUAAAAAAGAAAUAAAUGCCUUUUGAAGGGACUGCUGCUGCUAUACCUCUUAAGUGCUCACUUUACAUGUAUAUAGUUAACAACAAUGUAUUUAAAAACCUCAAAUUUCUAUUGGUUCAAGCUUAUGCUUUAUAACACAGUAUCCUGACUAUUUUUUAAUUAAAAUAAUAUGUAAUACUUAUUACAAACAGCAAUGGAAUACAUUUAAAAUAAGAAUCUGUCUUGCUUGGGAAGAGGAAGCACUGGUAAUUUUAGUAGCUCUUUUUUGGAGUAACUGCUGCAGAAUGAAGGCUGUUCAGACACCACACAUUCUUCUUAUAGAUAAAGACUUGCAGCAAACACAAUGUCUCUCUUGAUUUUUGUAAUUCCUGUUGAGAAUAAAAGAAGAAUAUAUCCAACGUUAAUGACAUAAUUGUAGUCACAUACUACUUACUUGCUCAUGAUAAUAAGAUCUAGUAAAAUAAAACUAAAAAGUCCAGUGCUGACUUUUCAAAAUAUCUUAUUUUCUCCCAAUUUCCAUGUCAAGAUAUUGUACAACUAUUUUGAUUGUUAGGGAAACAUUAGCAGACUCUUAGAUAACCUCUCCCCCUUCAAACUCAGCAACAGCAGAUUAUAACGGGCAUGUUCAGUUCAAAUGGAAUACUUUGG
Molecule: messenger RNA, 1789 nt
Organism: Protobothrops mucrosquamatus (brown spotted pit viper)
Lineage: Eukaryota; Metazoa; Chordata; Lepidosauria; Squamata; Viperidae
Gene: PLPP1
Product: phospholipid phosphatase 1
Exons: 6
Coding region: 207-1067 (286 amino acids)
Biological process (GO): signal transduction; phospholipid metabolic process; phospholipid dephosphorylation
Molecular function (GO): phosphatidate phosphatase activity
Source: RefSeq, a predicted model, not a curated record